AUGACGUACACCGACGACCGCAGCAGGGCGUCUCCGCAUGCAGAGUUCAGGCGGCACCCUCAAGUCAUAGAAACUAUGCUGGAUGACCUGGAGGACAAAGUGCGCCACUACUUCCUGUUGUAUGUCAAGGAGAGAAAGCGACGACAAAAAUGCGAAAAAUUUAGCUACUGGAUGCAGCAAGAGAUGGCGACUAAUCGGCGACUGCUGAUGGAGAGCCAGAGCUACGCGGAGUCGCUAGAAGCAAAAAUAGAGGAAAUCCGAGGCGACCCGGAAGCUCUGCGUGACACGGUGCAGAGGGUGGAUCUAAUGUAUGCCCAAAUAGACACUUUGAUUCAGGCCUUCGCAGGGGUGUGCAGUUUUGUGGCAACAAAGGAGGCGGAUAGGCCGACUAUCCUUCAGUGCGUUCUCGACUACCUUUACCCUUGUAGAGCUCUCGACCCUCGACUUAACGCUCUUUACGGCGCUCUGUACUACUACCGGCUGGGCGAAUAUAAAGGGAUGCCUGAGCAGCCUCCACCCCCCCCCGAGCCAAAGUUCAUGCCAUUGCAUGAAAUUAUGGGCCCCUGGAUCCAGCCUUCGCCCUACACUCCGACCCCUACGCCUCCUGUGCACGCAACGAAGUUCGAUGCAGCACUUGCGGCUACUCUCGAGGCUGCCAAAGCCGCUGAGGGGGCCAAGGCUGACGUGCAGCAAACAGCCAAGAAAACUACGGUGGAAAUACAAAAACCGAAAGAGGCCCGCUUGUUGGCAACGAAAACGGCAACGGGGACUGGCGUAGCGAAAGCCGCAUCAACUGAACCCCGGGCCAAGGCUUCGUUGCCCAAACAAGCAGAGGAUGCCUCUGCCGAUGUUGAGCUGACGGGAAUGUCUAUCUUGCUAGAGGAGUUGAGUGCCUUCAAGCGACCUUCAUUGUCUAGGGGAGUAGGUGCCAGGCUGGUAGUUAGAUUUGAUAGCGAAAGCCCCAUGGAAACAAAGAAAAAGCCAGAGCGCUGCGUGAUAGUAGACAAGUGUGACGGGACACCAGGGAGUGAGAGUGCUACCGUGUACUUCCUAGCCAGUCUGUCGCCGUUGCCUGCGAAGAAGCCCGGUGUCGUUCCAAAGAUAUGCAUUGAUAUCUACGACGAGAAAUCGCCAACGGGUCUAGGAAGCGCUCAAAAGACGAUUAUGGACGCAGACACGUUAAAGAAGAGUGCCCCAUGGCAAAUAAAAGACAGCAAAGGGUCUGUACUCGGCCAAAUAACUGUUUCCGUUGCUCCUAUACCUCUCAAUGCGAUGCUGCCAGCUCAAGUCAAGCAAGGAGACGCGGCAACGAAAACGGCAAAGGCUGGGGAGGCCUCUAAGUCCGUGGUAGCGAAAUCCGGAGGAACUGUAACCAAGCCUGAGCUUCCAAAGCCCUCAGCUGCAGUCUCAAAGCCAGCGCUACCCAAAGUUGGCGGUGCUAAACCUGAGCUUCCCAAGCCAAGUGCGCCUGCCAGCAAGCCAGAGCUACCAAAGGCCGGUUCACCUGCCUCAAAGCCUGACUUGCCUAAGCCCGCUGUGCCUGCUACGAAGCCUGAACUACCUAAAGCAGAACUCUCUUCAAAGUCAGAAAUCACGAAACCUGGACUACCUGCCAAGCCAGAUCUUUCGAAACCUGUAUUGGGAGCGAAGCCAGACCUUCCGAAGCCUAAAGUAGGAGCCAAGCCAGAACUCCCGAAACCUGCACUCGGAGCAAAGCCCGAACUUCCGAAGCCAGGGGGCGUAGGCGCGAAACCAGACCCUCCAAAACCUGGAGCUGCAGACGCUAAAAAGACUGAGCCUCCGAAGCCAGGUGCCCCGCUUGGUAAGACAGAAGGAACUAAGGCUGCGGAACCUCCAAAACCAGGUCUUCCAAAACCGGGAGCUGCUGCAGAGAAACCAGGACCUCCAAAGCCCCCUGAGGCAGCUCCAGGCGCAACAGGAAAGGUGACAGGGGCGAAGGCAGAUCUAAGCAAGCCAGGACUCCCCAAUCCCAAGUCCGCCUCACCUUCGGCUGGGCCUGCAGGUAAACUCGGCCCGCCAAAGCCAGCAGACGAAAGCCCUGGACCUAAGGGAACUCCUGCUGCCCCUACUAAAGCGGGAGACCCAACAGCGAAAGAUGCCAAAGCAGGUGGACCAGUAGCUCCUCCCGGGAAGGACGCCAAGCUGCCAAGUGUCCCUCCAGCCAAUGGUAAACCAGCUCUGCCUGCCAAAGGACCACUCUCAGCUAAGCCCGCAGUAGAGCCUCCUGGUGUGAAAGCAGAUGCAAAAAAGGCCCUUCCAAGCAAGGCAGGAGAAACACCUAAGCCUGUAUUGGGUGCCAAGCCAGAUUUGGCGAAGCCAUUGCUACCAAAGCCUGGCCUUGCAAAGCCUGAACUAGGAGCAAAGCCCGCCGUAGCCAAACCCACCCUAGCUGCGAAACCCGUAAUGGCCAAGCCAGACUUAGCCAAGCCAGUACUACCAGCCAAACCAGCGGAGGCUAAGCCAGCUUUAGCUGCUAAGCCUGGGCUAGCGAAGCCUGGCCUAGCCAAACCAGUAAUCCCGGCUAAGCCAAUGCUAGCUCUAGCAAAGGGGGCGCCAACAGCAAAGCCUGCUCUGGGUGCUAAGCCUGCACUCGCUCCUAAGCCUGGGUUGUCCAAACCAGGGCUGCCUCCUGCAAAGAAUGGCAUAGGGAAAGCUGCAUGA
Molecule: messenger RNA, 2682 nt
Organism: Eimeria necatrix
Lineage: Eukaryota; Apicomplexa; Conoidasida; Eucoccidiorida; Eimeriidae
Exons: 13
Coding region: 1-2682 (893 amino acids)
Source: RefSeq, a predicted model, not a curated record